GUCCAAAACAUUUGUCAUCACUCAACUCAACACAGUUGACAAGUCCGGUCAAUUUUGCUGCACCUUGGCCUGCACCUUCCUUCUCAUUACUUCAAAUUCUCCAUCUUCCUAACCAUUUUCUUCAAUUCUUCAUCCUAUUAACCCCUUUUCUCCUUGUAAUCAAGAUCACCACAACACAACAUCAUUCACAAGAUUUCAUUUCUCUCUCCCACAACAUAUAUUAAUACACACACAAACAACAAACACAGUAGUUACAGUUCAGUUUCUUGUUGUUUCGAUUCGUUUAAAAAACAGCACACCCCCAAGAGAAGAAGUAUAGCAUGUCAUCAAAGAUGGGUUUUCUAUUGAAGGAAGAGAAACACAAGAGAAUAUGGAGGGGUGUGAAGACUGUGUUCUUCUUGAUCACCAUGAUUCUAUCGCUUCUGAUUUUCUCAGCCCCGGUUCUCCUCGUUGUUUGUGACGCUCUUCUUCCUUCUGCUCUGCUCUCCACACUCUCCUCUGUUUCUCUCUCCCCUGAAACCCUCUCUUCCCACUUCCACAACUACGAUUUUCGUUACUCCCUCAUCGACAUACCCCUUGUUUCCAUCAUAAGAUCCUUCAUCAUCUUCUGUGUUUAUAGUUUGUGUGAUGGACCGAGACUCUCACGUGGACCUUACUUGGGGAUAACCACAAUUUGCUGUGUUCUGUCUCUGAUGUUUGUGUCGUUGAAAGGUGUUUACAUCUUCAGUAACAGAACAGGGGAAUUUGCAGCUUCUGAAAUUGCUCUGUUUGUGUGUUCUUGUGCGUUGGCUGUGGGGCAUGUUGUCGUGGCCUACAGAACAAGUUGCAGAGAGAGAAGAAAGCUCAUGGUCUACAAGAUUGACAUCGAAGCUAUUUCAGCUUGUAAAAACGGGUAUCCCAGCUACCUGAAGAUUCUUCAAGAAGAAAGAAUCAAAUGAACUCAAGGUUGCAGUGGCACCACUAACAUAUUAGAGGAAAUAUAGAAGUUUAUAUAGAGUUUCAACUAACAGCAGCUUCCGCACUAUUUAUAUAAGUUCUUGUCUAAGUCAAGGGACGCUAGGUUUAUCCGAAGGAUGCUUAGUAACCUUGACACCUAACACUAAUUACAGUAUAGGCUACAGUUCACCGCUACCAGGAUACACAAUGGAGUUGAAUGGUGUUUAGAGAUAUAUAUAUAUAUGUACAAUAGAGCUUCAUACUUGGCGAUUUAUGUCACAUUUUUUUCCAUUUCCCAAUUUUUGCGUGUCAUCUCCCCUUUGUUUUGUAUAUAUUGUAUAUCUUCUUGUAUAUAUAUAUAAACGUGAAUGGAUUUUAUAUUUUAUUAAUGAAGUAUGAAUUUGAUUGAUAAA
This is a messenger RNA of Lotus japonicus, 1349 nucleotides long. RefSeq lists its product as uncharacterized. NCBI's taxonomy places the organism in Eukaryota, Viridiplantae, Streptophyta, Magnoliopsida, Fabales, Fabaceae. The coding region runs from base 321 to 938 and encodes 205 amino acids. The transcript is spliced from 4 exons. The record is from RefSeq and is a predicted model, not a curated record.